GUGACGUCUCUGGUGACGUCACCCACUCCUCCUUCACUCCCUGGGUGUUUGGUGGUCGUUCGCGAUCUGCGGUUGUUGGCCCUUUGCCUGCACAGCCACAGAGAGGGGCUGGCUCAACGCUCAACGAGGGGAGACUUUAUGGUCUUGCUGCACAACACAGACCUAAUAAAACACUCGACGUCUCACGACGGGAAAUGGACAACAGUAAACGGACUGUCGUCGUUACAGGAGCUGAAGAAGCUCGGGCUUGGAACCGAAGUGGACUUGCAGGUCUACGAGGUUCCUGUGGAGUACCAAACGGUGCAGAGUUUAGUUCCAUCACUAUGGAAGAAGUAUCACCCAAUGCUGGUCGUUCAUGUGGGCGUCUCAGGCAUGGCCACCACUGUCACAUUAGAGAAGUGUGGCCGAAAUCAUGGCUAUAAAGGUUUGGACAACAGCAGCUUCUGUCCUGACUCCCAAUGUUGCGUCGUGGGAGGCCCAGACUGUAUUGACUCCGUUAUUGACAUGGAAUCGGUCUGCAAGAGAGUGACCGCCUCCGGACUGGGAGUUGCCGUGUCCGUCUCCAAGGACGCCGGAAGGUAUCUGUGCGACUUCACUUAUUACACAUCCCUGUACAUGAGCCACGGUCGCUCGGCCUUCAUCCACGUGCCGCCUCUCGGGAAGCCGUACAGCGGCGAAGACCUGGGCCGUGCGCUGCAAGCCAUCGUCCGGGAGAUGCUGGAACUUCUGGGUGACGCCAAGGAGAAGAUUCACUGCCAGCAACACUUCCACUAAGUGACCUCUUGAUGCCAGCCAGCCAGCCAGCCAGCCAGCCAGCCAGCCUCUCCAGCCACGCAAGACAAAUUGCACUCGACCACAAGUAGCCAAGUUCUUUCUUUUUCUCGUCCCGUCUGAGAUCACGGUAGCUUCAGUGCGUAGGAACCUUUUUCUUCGUCUGUCCUUGCUUAACUAUUUUGCGAUUGAAAAAAAGAUUGUCCCACUUUAAAAUUUUUGAUUUGCGAAUAUGUUAGAGUUGUAGCACCUCCAAAGCACAGGAAGAUUUGUUGUUGACACACACACACACACACAAAAAAAGAUAGUUGCUACAGAGUAUAGCAGAUCCUACACAGCGUUACUCCAAAUGUGGCUACUAGUAUUGCACCUUAUAGUGUUAGGGUUACUGACAUAGUUACAGGAGUCACAUUUGGGAUGAAUUAGGAUUUUUAUUUUUUUUUAUAUAUCCUUCCAUUUCAGGAUUUUGCCUUAUUCAUAUUACCAAAGCUUCCAGGUUACUUCUGAAUUUUUGUUUCAAUUCUCAAUACAAAAAUCAUUUCCAAGUCUAUAAGUGUGUAGACUUAUACGUGAUUAAAAUAUUCUUGGAGGAACUCUUGAGUAUAAAACCCGCUGCUCCUCUCUCCAUCCAUCUUCCUCUUAAGUCUAUCUGUGCUAUUUCAUAUUAGAUGUUGAAUUGUUUCUGGACUCUUUUUCUUUAUAAGAAGUUGCGAAUUUACCUUCUUUUACAAAGGUGGUUUAAAAUUGGGUUAGGGUCGGUUCCAGCUCACAUUCCCUCCGUUUUGUGGCCCAUUUCUGACCAAUAAUUCACCCCCCCCCCUGAGAUCUGAUCAAAGGUUGUGCAAUAUGAUGUUAACAGAUCUCCUGCUUGUCGGCUUUACCGGGCUGCACAAUUAUUUGAAAAUCUUUGUGCUUGACCUUUGGCCUUUCUCUCUGUUUGUGCCCUGCGAUUGGCUGGCGACCAGUUCAGUCCAAUGUUUUUCCCCUUCACCAAAUUGUGCAGCCUGGAAACUUUUAGGCUUUUGAAUUCCAUUUAUAGCUGCUCAUACGUAACAAUAAUUGUGUCAAGUCAGAUUUGGGGCGGAAAUUCUGGUUUCUAGCACUUUCUUGCUUUUCCACUUUUUAGUUUGUCGCUAUUAUGAUAUGUUGCUGAACAUAAACUUAAUUUCCGUAGAAAAAUCUUGAGUUCCUCUCAAUAUUUCCUCUGGCUUACUUAUGUCUAUUUGUUUUAUGCCUUUCAGUUCCAAUUAAGAUGUUGGGCCAGUUGAUUUAUUUUCUUUCUUGCCGUAAAAGUAGUAACCUGAAGCAGAACUUGUACACUGCUUAACACAUUUAUUAAACCACAACCCAAAGUAUGGGGGAUAGUUGCCCUGAAUUAACAGCACUAGUAAUUGACAAAAUCAUACUUCAUGUUUGUGUACACAGAGAAUAGAACAAAAGUGAUUUUUGUAUAAUGCUAUAAUAGAAUUCUAAUGAUCCAAAAAAUAUAGUUAUAAAAUUGUUAUUCUUGAAGAGGGGAAAGAAUGUGCUGGUGACUGGUGGUUUAAUACAUUUGUUCAGCAUUGUACAUUUCAUUUUAGUCUGUCAAUUGUUUAAUUGUUGACCGGGCAAGUUUGGUAGGUGCUGAUGUUUAACGGGGCGUGGCAUUGUGAGUGCAAGUACGUAUGUGAAUGGGGUCGUGCUGCACUUAACAGUUGCUGACAAAUGUAGAGCUAGUAUGUUUUCCUUUUAACUCCUGUGCCUUGCUGUUAUUUAUUUUUGUUUGGAUAAGGCCUUAAACGUUGGGUGGCCGGUCAGUUCAAAGAUUUAUCGGAAUUUAUCCAGGCAAAUGCGUGGCUACCUCAAAACCGUUUUUUAAUCUCAAAGCGGGGCGCAACAUUAUGACUGUGAGUUAUUGUGAGUACUGUACCUCUGUAAGGGAACAUCCCAUGAAAGGCCUGUUCUCCGCUUCUGACAUUAUCAGAGCACUGUUACAAUAAGUAAGAUUGGCUUUAUAUGAGGAGGCUUUUAAAUAAAGAUAAUUGAGAUGUUGAUAACUGA
Molecule: messenger RNA, 2811 nt
Organism: Syngnathus typhle (broad-nosed pipefish)
Lineage: Eukaryota; Metazoa; Chordata; Actinopteri; Syngnathiformes; Syngnathidae
Product: pyroglutamyl-peptidase 1-like
Exons: 4
Coding region: 139-774 (211 amino acids)
Biological process (GO): proteolysis
Cellular component (GO): cytosol
Molecular function (GO): pyroglutamyl-peptidase activity
Source: RefSeq, a predicted model, not a curated record